Molecule: messenger RNA, 420 nt
Organism: Mercenaria mercenaria
Lineage: Eukaryota; Metazoa; Mollusca; Bivalvia; Venerida; Veneridae
Product: dynein light chain Tctex-type 5-like
Exons: 1
Coding region: 1-420 (139 amino acids)
Biological process (GO): microtubule-based movement
Cellular component (GO): cytoplasmic dynein complex; cytoplasm
Molecular function (GO): dynein intermediate chain binding
Source: RefSeq, a predicted model, not a curated record
AUGGCUGGUUCGCUGGCGGGUCGCUCAGGACCUUUGUCUGCAGACAGAAACAGAAAUGUGAAAUAUGAGAAUACGUACAAGCUGGAACCAGACGAUAGAUUUCCCAUCUACGAGGCAAAGAAAAUUGCAAGUAGCGUUCUAAAGUCUAAUUUAGACGGUAAAGAAUAUAACAAGGACGACUGCCAAAGGUUGACAAUAGCGAUGUCGGACCGAAUUAAACAACAAGUUCGGGCAUUGGGUCAGGCUAGGUUUAAAAUUGUUGUUAUCGUUUCUAUCGGACAACAACAAGACACUCAUCCAUCCAUGUCUUUUACCAGUAGAUGUAUUUGGAAUGAUAAAUUGGACAAUUUUGCUGAAGCGACUUUCGAAAAUAAACAUUUGUAUGCGGUGGCACUAGUUUAUGCUUUGUAUACCGAUUAG